UCGCGGAACAGAAACAUUUUUUUAUCACAGCACCCAACACUCCAAAGUCAACAGACCACCUCCAAGCAAACUACUACUACCUACUCACUUCUCAACUCAAUCCACACUCAACCUUGUCAAGAUGGUUCAAAUGACGGCAGUCCUGUUUCUCGCGGCGGCGAGCUCCGUCCUUGGAGGUGCGGUUCCCGGAGCCUACUGGCCCAAGGGGCCCAAGGUCACCGAGACCGUCACCGUCACCGCCACCGAAACCGACACCGUCACCAACACUGUCACCGCCACCGACACCGUCACCAACACUGUCACCGCCACUGACACCAUCACCAACUACGUCACCGCCACCGUAACCGACACCGUCACCGAGACCGACACUGUCACCGAGACCGACACUGUCACCGAGACCGACACGGUUACGGUCACUGUCACCAAGAAGCAUGGAAAAGGUCAUCAUCACAAGUACCCGUACUACUACGUGACCGCCACUCCGACACCCAGUGUGACUCCCAGUGCUUCUGAGACUCCCAGUUCUUCUGAGACUCCCAGUGCCUCUGAGACUCCCAGUUCUUCUGAGACUCCCAGUUCUUCUGAGACUCCCAGCGCCUCUCCGUCGCACUAUGCCUGGAACAGGCUGUAAAGCCCCGACACCUCAUGCACGAAAUAUUGCGCCAUGUUUCGUGAAAGUUUAUGGUCACCUUGAGGGCCAUGAGAUGUCUGCUUGCAUGACUUUGGAGGAUCAAAGAGAAGCAAAAGAUGGUACUACACUAGGUAUCAACGAGGGUGAAAGUCUUGCGGCUUUUGACUUGGCGGAAGGGAUACAUCAAUGUAUUUCGAACAUUUGGGAGACCCCAGUGUUCAAAGGCGCCGGUGUAUACUUGGCAUUCCGGCUGGACCAUGUCCGGUCCGAAGUGCCAGACACAGCAUCGGGUCUUAGAUACCUAGGUAGUUUAGUCAUCUAAAGAGAAAAAGGUCCAUUCAUCUUUCACACACA
Neurospora crassa OR74A is the source of this 985-nucleotide messenger RNA. RefSeq lists its product as hypothetical. The record is from RefSeq and is a predicted model, not a curated record. The coding region runs from base 122 to 631 and encodes 169 amino acids. The transcript is spliced from 2 exons. Lineage: Eukaryota; Fungi; Ascomycota; Sordariomycetes; Sordariales; Sordariaceae.